Messenger RNA from Amyelois transitella, 2574 nucleotides. Its product is annotated as glucose dehydrogenase [FAD, quinone]-like. Gene Ontology annotation, molecular function: oxidoreductase activity, acting on CH-OH group of donors; flavin adenine dinucleotide binding. The coding region runs from base 1 to 2574 and encodes 857 amino acids. The record is from RefSeq and is a predicted model, not a curated record. NCBI's taxonomy places the organism in Eukaryota, Metazoa, Arthropoda, Insecta, Lepidoptera, Pyralidae. The transcript has 3 exons.
AUGUCCAGUUACGGGCAAGUUUCGCCGAUUCGGCCCAUCAUCUCAAAUACCAGGAUUAUGUUCAGUCUCCUUCCUGGCCUCGGAGCUAUGAUAAUCUUCAGAAUGGCAAUACAUUUGUACAGACCAGACAUUGAAGAUGCUGAACACAGAGUUAAAGAUUAUCCGUUCGACCAUUUGUACGAUUGUUACGACUUCAUCAUCGUUGGAGGUGGUUCGGCAGGUAGCGUACUAGCUAACAGACUUUCAGAAAACCCACAAUGGACAGUCUUGCUCCUAGAAGCAGGUCAAGAUGAAAACGUAUUAGCAGAUGUGCCGGCAAUGUUCCCUGUGCUGCAGAGUUCGUCCAUAGACUGGCAGUUUGUGACGGAACCUAGUGAUUCAUAUUGUUUAAGUAUGGUGAACAACCAAUGUAAGUGGCCACGUGGUAAAGUCCUCGGUGGAUCUAGUGUGUUAAACGCUAUGCUAUAUAUAAGGGGGAAUAAACGCGAUUACGACUACUGGGCGGAAUUGGGUAAUCAAGGCUGGUCGUAUAAGAGUGUGUUACCAUAUUUCUUAAAAGCAGAGGACAUGACGAUUCCUGCUUAUCAAACCGACCCUUAUCAUUCAACUGGUGGUCCUUUAACGGUUGAGUAUUUUAAAUUCGAGCACCCAAUCACUGGUAAAAUCUUAGAAGCUGGUAAGCAACUUGGUUAUAACAUCUUGGAUGUGAAUGGAGAAUACCAAACUGGCUUUACAAGAUCGCAUGCAACUGUUCGUGAUGGACUUCGGUGUAGUACAGCAAAGGCCUUUUUGAGGCCAGCUAGUAAAAGACCUAAUCUGCAUGUUAGUGUUCAUUCAUUAGUUGAAAAAAUACUUAUAGAUGAACACAAAAAAGCGUAUGGAGUAAAAUUUGUUAAACAUGGUCAACAACGUAUAGUUAAAGCAGGCAAAGAAGUGAUUUUAUCUGCUGGAGCCAUUCAGUCUCCACAACUGUUGAUGUUAUCAGGGAUAGGAGACGCGGAACAUCUCAAAGAAGUCGGCAUUUACCCAAUAGCCAAUCUACCAGGAGUGGGAAGAAAUCUGCAAGACCACAUAGCAAUGGGAGGACAUUCCUUUCUAUUUGACAAUCCUUAUGAUAAUGGUACUGAUUACUGUUUUAAUAUCAAGACUGCCCUUUCUAUAAACAGUUUAGUUGAUUUCGCAUUACAUAAAAGUGGGAUGUUGUAUAGCAUGAUGGAAGCAGAAGCUAUGGCCUUUGUUAAUACAAAGUACCAAGAUCCUAAUGAAGAUUAUCCAGAUAUACAAUUGUUUAUUGCUCCAACAGCAGACAACUUAGACGGAGGUUGGUUCGGAAAGCGAGCUAAUGGAUUGACAGAUGAAACAUACGCAGAAUUGUAUGAAGAUAUUUUAUUCGAUUCAUCAUUUUCUGUUGUGCCAUUGUUGCUUAGACCAAAAAGUAGAGGUUAUUUGAAAUUAAAAGACUCAAAUCCAUAUUCACCACCACUUAUAUAUCCGAACUACUUUUCAGAUCCGCAGGAUAUAAAGGUUUUGGCGGAAGGCGCUCGGAUUGUCCAAGAACUAGUGGAGCAGCCAGUAUUAAGAGAGCUCAAUGCGCGUCCGAACCCAAACCGAAACCCAGGCUGCGCCAAAUAUAGCCUGAUGUCGCAAGAACAUUUGGAAUGCCAAGCGAGGCAUCACAGCCUGACGAUAUACCAUCCAGUCGGCACCUGUGCAAUGGGACCCGUUGAUAGCUCUAAUGCUGUAGUUGAUCCAAGGUUGAGGGUUUACGGAAUAAAAAACUUGCGGGUUGUCGACGGCAGUAUCAUGCCCACUAUCGUGAAUGGUAACACCAACGCACCAAUCAUCAUGAUCGCAGAGAAGGCAUCUGACAUGAUUAAGGAAGACUGGAGUGACGUUACCAACUAUCAAUUCACUAGCUGUGCAAUACCGUACAAAAGACAACAGGAAGACAAAGAAGAAAGUGAAGGGUUAAGAAAAGAUAAACUUAAUGUCACUCAUCCGACUCCUAAUCUGUUUAAUGAAACUUAUGAACUAUUUCCACAAUUAGAUGACAUUGAAAAUAAUAGUAAAUCUAAAAUGAAAGAUGAUAAAACCAAACAGGUUAAUAAAAUUAAGCCUGUUCCUAAACAGUUAGAUGAUAAAACUUUCUUGAAAACAAAUGGUAGCCGACAUAGACAAAACUCAAAAUUCAAUCAGAAACCUUUCCAAACUACGAAGUUUAAAGAAUCUACAGCAAAUCCCACUUACAUCCCGGUUUAUCCUUACAUAGACGAAUUUGGAAGACAAUUUUAUUCUCCAUAUCCAUAUUGGAGCGAUCCAAGUCAAACCAAUGAUAAUAGUAAUUGGUAUAAUAAGUUUAUUUAUCCUGGAGUUAAGAAAAAUCCUUUUAAGAAAUACGGACCGCGAAAACAGAAACCAAGUAUUCAAGAAGUAUUAAAUCCAUAUAAUUAUCUUACAUCAUCAUUCAAAGAUAAAAAUGUUUUUUAUGAAACUAAGGAGGUAGCCACACCAAAAGGGCGUGAGUGUAAGGUCUGGUUAUAUUAUGAUGGUGUGAAAUAUGAAGUAUUUUUGUAG